UAGCUAUAAAACUAAUCUAAGGCUGUGUGAUCAUUAGCAGCUUAAGACUCAGGCCAUUUCCCUACAUGGCAUUUCAAGUCAUAUUUGCAUGUUGCUGCACAAACCAGAGAGCGAGGUGGGAUGUCCUAUGCACAUUACCUGUUUGUUUCCCUGGCACCUGUACCUGCCUCUAUUCGUUAAGCUGUGAUUGCACAUGCAAAACAGCUGCCUCACAGGAACACACCUCAGCUGAACUGUGAAGUGAUUGUGGCUUAUUGUUUUCAAACUGGAUGGGAGCUGGUUGGAGGGGAAAUGCAUCAAACUGCAGUAUUCCUCAAGAACUACGGGAUAUGGAUGGUGGCUAAUAAACAUCGUGUGGACACAGGUUCAGACAUCGGGAGCGGAAGGAAGCCUACUGGAGCCAGAGGAAAAGGUGUGGCGAGGAUACAGAGUCUGUACAUGAAGACCAAACAGCCAGUUCCCUUCACAGAGAUGAAAACAAGGAAAACCACCCAGACAAAGCUAUAGUCUUAGAGGAAAACCAGGCAGUGUUCCAAGAUACCCAGACACCCUGUGAUGGCACAUUGAGGGUUGGAAUGGGGAACUUAAAAUCCAGAAAGCCCACAUCCAUUUCAAAACCAGAAAAUGGGAAAAACCGUGAAGAAAGUCAGGAGAUGGGAAAUGCAUUGCCGUGGCUCUCCGACUGUCAGAGGAAAACGGGCACGCCGGCUAAUGAUUACACCGAGAACGUGGCAUUCAGAUACCAGGAAACCGUCAUCAAGUUUCAACCCAGGACAGAUCAGAGUGCAUUCAUUUCACCAAAGGAUGGCACUGAACAUUUCCAGAACUUCAGUGAGAAUUCUUUGCUGAAGCUGCAAGCCCUUGAAACUGACCUCUGCUCUGCAUUUCUGCCGAACCAGGAAGAAACACCACAGCUGCCGGCUUCAAAAGACCCAGUCGCUUCAUCGAUCCCAACCAGCAGUGUGCAAGUUGAUGGGGAGAGUUGUGGAGAGCCUGCACAAGUCUACAAAGAGGGCCAGGCAGAUGCAGACAAUGGACAUGAAGACCACCAUUCCUUAGGGACCAGCAGGCUGCUGUAUCACAUUACUGAUGGAGAUAAUCCUCUGCUGUCUCCUCGCUGCUCUAUUUUUAGCCAAAGCCAGAGAUUUAAUUUAGACCCUGAAUCAGCUCCUUCUCCACCAAGUGCUCAACUGUUCAUGAUGCCAAGAAGUUCUUCCAGAGGUAGCUGUGAUGACUGCAAAGAGCCGCAGACGAUAGCACAACUCACAAAGCACCUGCAAAGUCUUAAGAGGAAAAUCAGGAAAUAUGAAGAAAAGUUUGAGCAAGAGAAGAAUUAUCGGCCUUCUCACGCUGACAAAAUAUCGAAUCCCGAAGUAAUGAAAUGGAUGAACGACUUGGCCAAAAGUCGGAAACAGCUUAAAGAGCUGAAACUCAAACUGUCAGAAGAACAAAGCUGCCCCCUCAAAGCAACUCAAAGGAACCUUCAUCAGGAGAGCUCCAAAGAGACUGUGAAGCAGGACACAGCAGGAGCUCCCCCGAGCCCCUCCGUAGAAGAAACCAUGGAUGCCGUGAUGAAACGACUGAACGAGAAGCGGCAGCAGCUGCAUAUCCCCGAGAACGUUAAGGGAAACAAGCAAGAUAGGAGUCUGAUGAAGCCCCUUUAUGAUAGAUACAGAAUUAUCAAGCAGCUUCUGUCGACGCCAACUUUGAUCACAACCAUUCAGGAGGAGGAAGAUUCUGAUGAAGAUCAUUCCCAGAGCAGCUAUGAAUUGUCCUCUGCCAUGUCCCUCCAUUUGCCUUCUGACGAACAUCUCUGUCAUUCAGAUGAGGAGAAUGAGCCUGCCUUUGUGUCACCCCUGGAUGAAAAGAAAGCAGUCAAACAGCCUGCCCUGUCAAUGUCCAACUUGCACGAGGCCACAAUGCCCGUACUGCUGGAACAUCUCCGAGAAACGAGAGCUGAUAAGAAAAGGCUAAGGAAAAUGUUACGAGAAUUUGAGGAUCAGUUCUUUAAGCAAACAGGAAGGACUCCCCAAAAGGAGGACCGCAUCCCCAUGGCAGAGGAGUACUUGGAAUACAAGCACAUCAAAGCCAAGCUGAGGCUGCUGGAGGUCCUCAUCAGCAAGCACGAUGUCUCCAAAACCAUCUGAAGUCCAGUGGUUUGCAAUAGUAAAACUCCUUGGUCUGGGAAAAGGAGAGAGUGAGAGAGAGGAUUGCACAGGUCUGGCUCUUCCUGCACAAUGGCUUUGACACCUUGAAAUUCUGAUGCACUUUAUUUAUGUUCUACCGCUGCAGGUGAGCAAGAGAGUGAGAGAAAGGGGUGUGAGAAUGCAGGAAGGAGGAGUGAUUGAAUGGGAGGGCUAACACUUACCUGCGAGUUGUCUCUUGUUUCUGGAGCUGUUUUUUCACUCGGACAAGUUUCCCCUCGCUUUAGCCAAAAGGAGGUAAUCAUAUAUGCACAUUCAGGAAGCCGGGUUGGCGGAACUUCCUGUUUCACUUCAAAGCUCCACUGCGACGUGUUUCCAGGCAGAUGGUGCUAAUUCAACAGCACUCAAAGGUAUGGAAGGGCAGUGCAAUCAUCCAAACAGGCUCACCCAGGUUUUUAUUUUGUCUCUUUCCACUUGGGCAGCAUAGGACUAGAGAAAAAGAGAGGCAUGUCAAAGUCUCUUGAGCUGCCCAUCAGGUAAACUUGGAACAUGAUUCUAGGUAGGCAAUUCUCCUAAACCUACUCAGUCAGCAUUAUGAAGUGUCCUCCGCAAUCUGAUAGGCCUUUUUUAUUUGUGAUAUUCCAGUGUGUAGCCUGGACAGCUUUUGUAUCCUAGGAUUCACUGGGAGGGCCAGAAUGAAAACCAUCCCUAAUCUUGGGAGGAGAGAUGCACUAGUUAAGAACCUCUUUUCUGCUUGCUGGGCUAGGUAAAAAAGUACAGGUCACAGCGAAACUGUAGUUUUCCAUCUUGGUUGAGGACAGUGACGGAAGGAAAACCAGCACACCCCUGCAGAUAAAAACUUGACCAACAACCCCCAGGAAUGUGAGCAGCUGUAUUUUCUGGUUCAGUGUGCUCUAGAGGACCCUGUUUGCUGAAACACAACCAUCAGUCAAAAAUCUUACUUUCUCCGUAGAUCAAAUACCUGUGCAGGAGGGGACAUUUUUGAGAAUUUAAUGGGCACCCAAGAUGCAAGUCUUCAUCCGUCCUGCAUUUAGGGGGUUCCUGAUCCUCUUGUUUCCCCUCCAAUAUUUAACAGAUAAGGACCAUCUAAAUCCACCAGUUUGGCAGAGACACUUCUCACUUGAUGUGUAUGACACCCCUCCUGAAGUGGCGGAGAUAGGGUGGAAGUGCAGGGCAAGAUAGCUCCUGCAGGAUAAAGAGAGACUAAAGGAUGGCUCUGAUAUAGGCAGCAACCUAUGUUUGUGGAAUGUGCACAGAUUGGACUGCAUGGAAAGCUCCACUGGCUCCUGCAUCGUUCAGGCUGUAUUUAGGAUGUUGCAGGUCUGAUCAUGGAGAACUGCCAGCUGCUGACCUUUCAAGGCAGAUCUCUCUCUCACCCUCAUGAGAGGGAGAUGGAACAAAUCCUGUGGCGCCAGGGACAGCCUCCCAGGAGCUAUAAAAUUCACACCUAGAGAAAUCUAAAAAGCAAACAAACCAUCAGUUUUAAAAAGUAAGAGAGGUGGAGUGUUGUGCUGAUGACAGGUGGCUUUUUUAUCCCUUAGCUCAUGGCAAAGGAGUCGGCCAAUUAAUUUUUCCAGGCUUCAUCUCUGGCAUGAGCACUGGAAUGCAAAACACCAGGGAGGUCCUGCAUGAAAAUAGCUAUCAGGAGCAGGACUCCUCUGUGCAUUGCCUGCCAGUCUAAUUUUUCUUUAAUAGUUACAAGUUUUCGUGAGCGUGUCUCGUUGUUGUUGCCUUCAUUCACUCAUUAUUCAACUACUCCAAAGCAAAACAUCAGAGUGGAUCUUAAGACACAGUUAUGAUGAUCCAAGCUGGUUACAGGUACUUUUAAGUUUCGGAGUUUAUCCAUUUUGGCAAAGUCACGCAGUCUUGCCCAUUGCAUUUGGCUCUAGUGUUGCUGCUUGCGCCCCCGUUAUCCCAUUCCUAGAGCCUUUUGCUUUCUUGAGGAACCUUGAUUACAGUGUGCACUGAGAAACUAAAGCUUGUGGCACUCAGACUUAAAUUGCAGUCCUUGAGAUGGGAUAGAUUAAGGUCUUUGGGUAAUGUUAGCAGAGUGUUUUCUAGAGUUCCUGUUUUUGCCAGUGCUGCUACACAAGCUACCACACCACCACCAGCAGCAGCACCUGCUGUUAUUGAGCCCAAGCGCUGCUGCAGGCCAAGGACAGUGGCUACCGGCUGCCUAAACAGCAGCUGUGCUCUCCAGUAGUUGUGAUAUUGCGCAUAGAUUCAAGGGAUGCUUGGGUUUUCUUUGGAAGCUUACUGGGGUUUUGCCAGAACAAGGCCAGUAGUGCUAGACUAGCAGUUCCGAAAGCUUUAUCCGUCAUGAUAAUCUCCCUUACAAAGUGCACCCAGAAUUCACGGUGUUGCAAAUGGGGAGUAAUAAGAUCAGCAGGGCUGGUGACUGUGAUACAAAACUGACUGUUUCCAUGCCGAAACCCUUAUUAAGUUACUCUGAUUGCAGUUCUGGUGAUCUUCCAGAAGCUUUAGAAGCAGGUGUGUGUUGGAUGUCGCUGGAGCCAGGAAAAGGUUAUUCGUCACUUGAGCCCUUAACUCAUAGAGCGAGGUAAAAUAGCUUAAGAAAAUGCUGAAGCAGAACAAAGAGGUAAAAAAUAAUAAUUUUGAAAAGUCUCAGCUAUUUGGUGGGGUGCGGGGCUACGAAAUAUGGCGUAUAUAAGGGAGAAAGAACUUAAACAGGAAAGAGUGGCUAUUUAAAAAAUGACCAGGCAAUGUAAAGCUGCUCCAUCCUUUUAAGCAGAAAUUGCUUAAAAGACACCGGUUGAUAGAAACCGAAAUAAAGCAAAGUGAAGCAAAGUUAUUAAUGGCACAUGCCAAUUUUUAUUUCUGUAGCACUUUUCCUUAGCCCAGUGCUAUAAUUUGUUUUGCUUUUUCCUGACAACCAAAGCUUGUUUGAAAGCAUGCACUUUGUAGGACCUUAAUAUUUCCUGUGUGAUGAUUGCCAAGAUAGUUUAUUAAAAAUAGUGACAAUAGUUUAUUGCAUUAUGAUAUUUUGGAUAGAUCAAUGUAUGCAGAUUAUUUAAUCUAAGUGUCAUGGUGAUGAACUGAAGGAGGCUGGGCUUCUUUUCUGGUUUACUGUGAUAGAUUAUAAACGUGGAUAUAUUCCCCCACCCCUACCCCCUGGUCUUGCCGUUAAAAAAGGAACACGCCUUUAUAAACGGAGGUAAAUUUGCAAUAGGUCACGCCUGAGUGGCACAUGAAUUCCAUGGGAGAGGGACAGUCGGCGAGUUUGCACCGCUCACUGGCAAACGCAGGUUUCGGUGGCAAAGAAGAGCUCCAGGUAGAGAUAUAUGUACUGUCUUUAGUCUUGUUUUGUCAUUUUGUACCAAUGACAAGAAAACCAGGGGCAUAAUCCUUAGUCUUCCAGCACUGCUUCUGUAAAGUUGGGGGAUCCCUGGGUAAACUGUAUGUGAGGUCAUUGUGUACUGCCCCUCGUGUGGGGCUGAGCUUAACCGUGUGGUCCUGUCCUUGAGUGCGGGGCUUUAUUUUCACAAAUAGCCAGCACGGGGUUGGGGUACAAUCUAGGUCAGUACUGUGCAGUUAAGGUUGUGUGCUGCUUGGCCUGGGAGGCUGAGCAGGGAGAGGCCUCCAUCAAUGCCUCUAGGGGAACCGCCUCCUUGCGAACAGAGCUGAAGACAAUAGAUUGUACCUCAGCUCUUUUUGCUAUAGUAAUAAAAGAAGCUGUUGAUUUCAUGAAGCCUAUUUAGCCACAAAACUUGUUUUUUUAUUUAUUUCUGCUGUAUGUAACGUUGAAGCAUGGUUUUUAAAAGAGAAAAACAAAACAAAAAAAGAACUUUCAAAAAAACAUUUGUGGGAUCAUGUCACACUGCUUAUAUACCUAAGUGGAAUUUUUAAAUUUAUUUUUUAAAAAAAGAAUGAUGUAAUGUUUCAGUGUAAUUGGCUUGAUCAUUUAUAUAACUUUUAUGAAUCAGAAUGGUCUCCUUCAUAAAUCUGUUUUAAUUAAAAGUCAUGUCAGAGCAACAGGAACAGAUACACAAGAAUUUGAAGUUUACAAACUACAUCUUUGAUAAGGGAAAAAUGGUUUCAUGACAUAUGUAUACAGUUGCUAUUAAAAUGUAUCUAUAUAUUCUAUAUGAUUGUAUAAUAUUUUAUACAACAGUACAAAUAAAAUAUUUUUCUAUUUAUUAUGUUGAAACACAGGUGGGUUUUUUCCCUGCUUGUUAGCUAAUAUAAAUAACAUAAAUAACACUGUCAAACAACACAUUGGAAGUGCUGACAUUUUUUUUCCUAGGCUGCAAGAGUUAAAUCAUGCUGCAAUUACACCCUUUCAUGCUGUUUGGAGAUAUCUCAGUUAAGUUGUUCAGUAGAUUAAAAUGAAUACAUAUUUAAAACACCAUUUAGAAGCCAGUAGUUUUUUUUUUAUUUCGCUAAAGCUUGUUUAUAUAGAUUUGUUACAUUUGGCAAUAUGAAGGAGGAGGAGGAG
This is a messenger RNA of Podarcis raffonei (Aeolian wall lizard), 6621 nucleotides long. It is a transcript of the gene FAM13C, whose product is annotated as family with sequence similarity 13 member C. Lineage: Eukaryota; Metazoa; Chordata; Lepidosauria; Squamata; Lacertidae. Bases 576 to 2147 code for a protein of 523 amino acids. The record is from RefSeq and is a predicted model, not a curated record. The transcript has 15 exons.